AUGAACUUCAGCGCCGAACAGUUCUCCGCCGCCAUGUCGCCGUACCUCUCGGGGACGAGCAGCCCGAUCCCCGGCUUCCAGCCGGGGAUGCAGGGCCAGGGGCAGGGGCAGCAACAACAGCAGCAGCAACAGCAGCCGUUUCAACAACAGCCCCAGCCGCCACAGGGCAUCCAGACUGGACAGCCACAGGCAGCCUACCAGGCGUCUGCGCUGGCCUAUGCCAAUGCGCAGCUGUCGCAGUAUGCCGCCCAAGCUGCCGCCGCGGCGCAGCCGUCGCAGCAGCAGCAGCACCAGCAACAACAGCAGCACCAACAGCAACAGCAGCAGCAACCGUCGGCCUUUAACAGCUUCUUUGGCCAGCCAGGCACGGCCCUCCCCGCGCAUCUGAACCCACACGCGCUGAGCCAGGCCCUGGCCGACUACAACGGCCCCAUCGGCGGGUCGAUGCCCAACAGCGCAGCGUCGAGCCCCGGCCAGAGCCACAAGCGGCUGCCAGCAUCAGGCUUUGCCAGCGGCACAGCCACGGGCGCAUCCACGCCCGGCGGCAACAUCGGCGGCAACUCGCGCGUGGCCGCCAGCGCCAUCACGGGCAAGCGCCUCAACUGGUCCGAGAUGAUCUGCCAGACGAUUGCCGAGUCCGACACGGGCCGGCUGGUCAUCCAGGAUCUGUUUGAGGGCAUGUGCAGCAAGUUUCCCGAGAUCCGCGAGUGGGCCUUUGGCAAGGACUGGGAGGCACGGGUCAAGAACCGGAUCAAGUCGACGCUCUCGAUCAAGGGCAACCUCUUUAUCAAGGUGCCCCGGCCCUCGUCGGCCGCCGGCAAGGGCAGCUGGUGGACGCUGUCGCAGGAGGCCCAGGACGCGUGGAAGGAGGGCCGCGUCGCGAGCGUCGUCAAGGCCGCCAACGGCGAGCGCGCAUCCUCGGCCGGCGGCGGCGGCGGCGGCGGUGGUGGUGGUGGCCAUGUCCGCAGCAGCUCUGCUGCCUCUGGACGCACCGCCCACGACGGCCUGGGCCCGCUCAGCACGGCGACGAGCAGGGCCAACAGCCGUGCACCCAGCCGCCGGGGCAGCCCCGUCUCCAGCCGGGGUCCCUCGAGCCAGCACGCCAACCAUGCCUCGACACCGUCACAGCCCUACAUCAACUUUGGCCAGCAGCAGCAGCCGCAACAGAAUCAACAGCAGUCUGGCUAUUCCCAGGACCAGGGUGCGAGUCCGAGCGGCGGUGCCGGCAGCAGCAGCAGCAGCAGGCAGAGCCCCAGUGGCCAGCUGCCAAUCGGCCUGGGCAUGAGCCCCAUCAACUUCCACUCGGCCCCUCCCUCGUCGCACAAUUCCUUUGACGGCAUGGGCAUGAGCCUGCCGGGCCUCGACGGCACUGGCGCCCUCGACGACUUUGUGUCUGUCGGCGGUGGUGGUGGCAGUGGCGGCGGCGCAGGAGGCAGCGGCGUUGGCGGCAGCAAUAUCAACGGCCACUCGCGCGUCGGGACCGGUGGGCGAGGCGGCAGUGGCAGUGGCGGCGGCGCAUCCUCGUCCGACUCGACGGCGCGGCGGAUGCGCAUGAUGGAGAACAGCGUCAACGACGGCUUCGAUCCCUCGAUGGGCGCCUCGUCGUCGUCGUCGUCGUCGUCGUCGGCCUCGCUCUCGAUGGCGCCCGGUGCCUCGGGCAUCCAGAGCAUCUACGACCUCAGCUACACCUCCCUCGGCGGGCCCACGUCGCAGCCGCUUGGUGCCGCCCAGUCGGCCGCCCACCUCGGCGGGCCACAGAGCAUGCCCUUUCCCGCCGCCAACAACCUCACCUCGAUCGCCGGGCCCUCGUCCAAUGCCUCGUCGUCGUCGUCCGAUGCUGCAGGCCAGCAGCAGCCAAACUACCAGCACUCCUACCAGCACUUCCAGCAGCUCCCCACGAGCGCCGCAGGGGGUGGCGCAGCGGGCAACUAUGCGUUUGGUGAACCGUUUGCUGGCUUCCAGGAUCCGUUUGGCGGGCAUCAUGGCGGCGGUGUCGGUGGUGGUGGCGCAGGAUCGGGGCAGGCAGGCGCAGGCCAGUACGGCGACGGCGGCCUCGACCUCUCGUCGAUGCCCAACCCGUUUGGCAGCGGGCUCGCGGGCGGCUACACGAUGCUGGACCAGGCCCAGCCCACCAACAUUCCCGGUCGGUCGCAGGGCCAGCAGGGCCAGUCGGGGCAUCCGGGCCAGCAAGGUAAUGGCAGUGGCGGAGGGACAGGCGGCGGUGGUGGUGGUGGCGGAAGCGGGUCCGGUGGGAGAGGGACACCGAGCGCAGGUUUGUCGUCUUCCUUGACGGGUGCCUCGCCUGCCGACAGCACCAGCGCCUUUUUCGCCUACACGCCAGCCAUGAUGGCCGCCGAUACCGCGGCCAAUGGCGGUGCGUCGGCCAGCGGGAGCGCGCUGGGGCCCGUCGGCGGAGAAGGCAGCCGCAAGAAGAGGGAGCAGCAACAGCAGCAGCAGGGGCAGGGACAGGGGCAGGGGCAGGGGCAGGGCGCCACCAACGACUUCCAGCUCCCGCCGCCGGCUUCUUCGUACGCCGACGACGACGCCGACGACGACGAGAAGCGGUAG
Messenger RNA from Acaromyces ingoldii, 2568 nucleotides. RefSeq lists its product as hypothetical. Bases 1 to 2568 code for a protein of 855 amino acids. The record is from RefSeq and is a predicted model, not a curated record. Gene Ontology annotation, molecular function: DNA-binding transcription factor activity; transcription cis-regulatory region binding. Gene Ontology annotation, biological process: regulation of transcription by RNA polymerase II. Lineage: Eukaryota; Fungi; Basidiomycota; Exobasidiomycetes; Exobasidiales; Cryptobasidiaceae. Gene Ontology annotation, cellular component: nucleus. The transcript has a single exon.